GGUCGUCAAUGAUCCAUCAUUCCCCCAGACGAAAAAGGAAGGAAUACUAUCACCACCGCCACUCUCCUUUCCUUUCCUCCCUUCCUCUCUCUGCCUCUUCGCCACCUCCGAUCUUCAAUCCCCAUUUCUUGAGCCUUAAAUUUUCCCCACCGAUCUCUUUGCUCAGACCGCCGUCGCCCACAAAAUGGCUAAUGCUGCAUCAGGAAUGGCAGUGAACGAUGACUGCAAGUUGAAGUUCUUGGAGUUGAAGGCAAAGCGAACUUACCGUUUCAUAGUCUUUAAGAUCGAUGAGAAGCUGAAGCAGGUCAUCGUGGAGACGCUUGGCGAACCCAAUUUGACAUAUGAUGAUUUUACCGCCAGUCUUCCUACAAAUGAAUGCAGAUAUGCAAUUUAUGAUUUCGACUUUGUGACCGAGGAGAAUUGCCAGAAAAGCAAGAUCUUUUUUAUUGCGUGGUCCCCUGACACAGCAAGAGUGAGAAGCAAGAUGCUCUAUGCGAGCUCCAAGGACAGGUUCAAGAGAGAGCUGGAUGGCAUUCAGGUUGAAUUGCAAGCAACUGAUCCUACUGAGAUGGGCCUUGAUGUUAUAAGAGGCCGUGCCAAUUGAGUGUGCCUAUGCACCUCUUGCUUGUGUGGUGUUCUUCUGUGGUUGUUCGCUUUCACUGGAAUGUUCAUAGUUUCGUGGAACAGUCAGUUCCCUAGAUAUUGUGUGGGCUUAUGGUUCAAGUUACCAAAUAGAACCUAUAUGAGGCAUCUUCCCUCUUCAGUAUCUCUUGUGAUUUCAUUGAUGGGAUUGGUUUCUCUUCACUGAUGUCUACAAGCUAAUGGCAUGCAACAAUUUGUGGGGUAGUAGGCGAUAAUUGUAGCUAUUUCAAUUAUCUUCCCAUGGAUGCUUGACCCCAAUUGAUGUUCUCUGUCGCGCUGAUUGCAGAUUAAUUAUGUUGAAGUUUCCAGUCUUACUGUUUUUAUA
Molecule: messenger RNA, 967 nt
Organism: Musa acuminata subsp. malaccensis (wild Malaysian banana)
Lineage: Eukaryota; Viridiplantae; Streptophyta; Magnoliopsida; Zingiberales; Musaceae
Product: actin-depolymerizing factor 7
Biological process (GO): actin filament depolymerization
Cellular component (GO): actin cytoskeleton; cytoplasm
Molecular function (GO): actin filament binding
Source: RefSeq, a predicted model, not a curated record